AUGUCUGACAACUACGGUAACGACAGCUACGGCUCCAGCCGCCGCGACAACGACAACGACAACAGCUACGGGUCUUCCAACCGUGAUAACGACAACAGCUACGGUUCGUCCAACCGUGAUAACGACAACAGCUACGGCUCCAGCGGUCGUGACAACGAUAACGACAACUCUUAUGGCUCUAGCAACAACAACAGCAGCAGCUACGGCUCAUCUGGCCGCGACAACAGCGAUUCCUAUGGCUCUAGCAACAAGGACAAUGACUCUUAUGGGUCUAGCAACAAUGAUUCAUACGGCCCUAGCCGCCGUGACAAUGACAACGACAACACUUAUGGCUCGUCCGGUAACUCUGGUCUGAGCGGCGGCAACGACAGCUACGGCUCCAGCCGUCGCGACAAUGAUGACAACAGCUACGGCUCCAGCAACAAGGACAACGACUCCUACGGCUCCAGCAACAAGGAUUCUUACGGCUCCAGCCGUGACAAUGAUAACUCUUAUGGAUCUAGCAACAAGGGCAGCGACUCUUACGGUACCAGCAACACAUACGGCUCUAGCAACAACGACAGCUACGGCUCUGGAAACAACGAUUCCUAUGGCUCCAGCAACAAGGACAGCGAUUCUUAUGGAUCCAGCAACACAUACGGAUCUGGUCGUGACAACGACAACGACAACAACCGAUCAGGUGGCUUCCUCGACAAGGUCAAGGACAAGGUUGAGGACAAGCUCAGGGGAAACAAGAACAGUGGUGACAACGACUACUAA
Molecule: messenger RNA, 759 nt
Organism: Fusarium redolens
Lineage: Eukaryota; Fungi; Ascomycota; Sordariomycetes; Hypocreales; Nectriaceae
Exons: 5
Coding region: 1-759 (252 amino acids)
Source: RefSeq, a predicted model, not a curated record